Messenger RNA from Lagopus leucura (white-tailed ptarmigan), 2504 nucleotides. It is a transcript of the gene FAM81A, whose product is annotated as family with sequence similarity 81 member A. Lineage: Eukaryota; Metazoa; Chordata; Aves; Galliformes; Phasianidae. The record is from RefSeq and is a predicted model, not a curated record. The transcript is spliced from 10 exons. Bases 331 to 1602 code for a protein of 423 amino acids.
UAGCUCUACCAAAAUCAGUGGGAUAUUGCCACGUUCAUAGCUUUGUGUUCAAAUCCUGCAUCAAGAUCACUGAGUUGUGCCGUGGCCCAGAGCACGAGGAGCCCAGAGCUCAGAGCUAGCAGCUUGGGCUCCUCAGGCUGCUGUGUGACCUCGUGGGACAGCCAGGCACUCCCCAUGGACAGAGGCACUGCUUGAACACCUGGGGAGCACCGUGUGCAGGAACAGACUGCAGGCCUGGGGCAGGGCAGUGCAAUCCUGAAUGCGGACGCCAGCACCAUGAUACCCAGCUCUUGUACAGGGCUUUCUACUUACAGGCAUGCAAGAACCUAAAUGAAGAGACAUAAAUUAUUGACCAGAAAAUGGCCCAACGAAGCCCAAUCUUCCCAACUCUCGCCCAUUCUGAAAGCUUCUUUAAACUGUAGGAAAAAGAGCCUGACCUGCCUUUGUACGGACAGAGGCAGCAGCAAACAACAUCCAUUCAUCUGUAGCAGCCGGCCUUUACGGGUUCGAAACAUCCCGCUGCACAGCCAGGCGCUGACAGCGGUCCCGCUGGCAUCUGCGAGCCUGGUGGAUCAGCUGGAGGACAGAAUCCUCAGCCAUGAGAAAACCACGGCAGCGCUUGUGGAACACGCUUUUCGCAUCAAGGAGGACAUUGUUUCCACUCUGCACAGAAUGCAGAACAAAGGGGGGGGCGAUCGGUUAGCAAGGCAGCUCCUAGAAGAACACAUCCGGAACAUAACCGCCAUCGUGAGGCAGCUCAACCGGGACAUUGAGAUGCUGCAAGAACAGAUACGUGUCAGAGACAAUCUCAGCUAUGGAACAAAUUCUACCCUAAAGAGCCUGGAAAUGCGGCAGCUUUCUGGUUUAGGGGAUCUUCGUGGAAGAGUGGCAAGGUGUGAUGCCGGGCUAGCCAGACUGUCUGCAGAGCACAAAAUCACAUACGAAAGACUUCAGAGCCUAACUAAAGACCAGCACACCUCUAAGUUGAUCUUAGAAUCGAAAAUCAAAGAGACAGAAAUACAGGUUUCGCACCUGCUGAGCCGCGUGGAGCAGGCGGUGGCGCAGCAGGAAGCCAAGCUGAAGCUGGCCUACAAGGAGAGCGCGCAGCAGCUCCACCUGCUGGACACCAAAUUAAAAAAUGCUAUUGAAGAGCUCAGCAGCCAGAUUUUGUCUGCACGCAGCUGGUUGGAACAGGAACACGAGAGGAUUGAAAAAGAGCUUGUGCAAAAACUUGACCAACUCUCAUUGACUUUUAAGGAGAACACAGAAAUGAGUGAAAGAGCUAUAGAGAUGAAAUUCAGCCAGAUGUCAGAGAAAAUCAACAAAAUAGAAGAAAUACAGAAGAUAACCAUGGAAGCGCAUGAAACACAACAGACUGAAGAAAAGAUAAAUAUUCGCAUUGGCAAACUGCAAAACGAGAUUAACGAAGAUAUAAAAGAAAUGAAAGCUGAAGUUAAUGCUGGGUUUGCAGCUAUCUAUGAGAGCAUUGGAUCUCUACGGCAAGUUCUAGAGGCAAAAAUGAAACUUGACAGAGAUGAACUACAGAAGCAGAUCCAUCAAAUGAAGCAGGAGGUUCCAAUGUGGGGAGAGGCUGGACCAUGACCGCAAGAUUUUGACUGAGAUGAACACUUACUUAUCUGAAUAGGCAGACUAUAGCCUUGUUCCAGUCUGUAAUCCAAAUUAAAUGCAUGUACUGAAGGACAUGCUGCUGUUGCACAGGUCUGUAUGUUUACUUUGAGUGGUAAAUGCAAGCUUUUAAUAUACCAAUUGACAAGAAGCUUUUAUGGGCUGAGGUGCUCAUUUGCCACUGCACUACUCUAGCUGCUCUCAGGAGAUUACCAGCUGUAAAACUGGAGUAAUAUAUUGGUGAAGCUGGCACCUAAUUUGCUAACAGCGUUUCAGUGCUCCCCAGUUGUGUAGGCUUGAUCAGGCUAUUAUAUGCUUAUACAUACAUAAGCAUCUGCGCCCCUGCUUUUUUUUUUUUUCCUUCCUUCCUUUUUAUUUAAAAACAAAAAGACAGAAAAACCCAAACCAGGUUGAUAUCACCUGUGUAGUAUCAGUUUGGCAAGGCUCUCCACCUUGAUAUACAUUACUGUCUUUGAAGUUGAUGGACAUUUUUGCAGUGACUUUCUCUGUCAUUACAGGACAUUGACUCCUUGUGAGGCAAAACUGGCACUGGACAGGCCCAUUUUCAAAACCCUUUUUGUUUAGUUGUGCAAAUAUCCUGCGUGCGCACGUGUGUGUAAACUAAAUAGCAUUACAUAAUGUAGUUGUAGACUAAAAAUGAUUCAUGAACAAUGUAAAAAACAACGUGUGGUCUUAGGUAUUGUGACCUUUUCAGAUGAAUAACCAAGUGGACUUGAGACGAGACAAAAAUAUUUAUAUAACAGUAUUUUUUACUUGGGCAUGUGUUCUUGUGACUUGUUUCAUUUUAUUGAUAAAAGCUUUGAAAGGUUUGAAAACAAAAGAAAGUGAUAAUCUAACAGUCUGGAGAAUGUGAUGUA